Phycodurus eques (leafy seadragon) is the source of this 4179-nucleotide messenger RNA. It is a transcript of the gene phf20a, whose product is annotated as PHD finger protein 20, a. The record is from RefSeq and is a predicted model, not a curated record. Gene Ontology annotation, cellular component: MLL1 complex; NSL complex. Bases 176 to 3166 code for a protein of 996 amino acids. Gene Ontology annotation, biological process: regulation of transcription by RNA polymerase II. The transcript is spliced from 17 exons. Lineage: Eukaryota; Metazoa; Chordata; Actinopteri; Syngnathiformes; Syngnathidae.
CCACGCAGCCCGCGCCGGUGGUGAACGCAAGUGAGAGAAAUUCAAGUGCGUGAUCCGUGAAGCAAGUCAGGCGGGGACGGCGGUACCUGCUCUUGAAAGGAUUUCGCCUCAUAUUUGACACCCGACCGGACUAAAGGUGACUGGGGAACAGGAAGAGAGCCUUGAUGUGGGCAGUAUGAGUAAGACGCCCCCUAACAGAAGAGGGAUAACAUUUGAGGUGGGAGCUCAGCUUGAGGCCAGAGAUAGCCUCAAAAACUGGUAUGCUGCCAACAUAGAGAAGAUCGAUUACGACGAUGAGAAAGUACUAAUUCAUUACCGUCAGUGGAGCCAUCGUUAUGACGAGUGGUUUGAGUGGACAAGUCCCUAUCUGAGACCUGUAGAGAGGGUCCAACUGAGGCGUCAAGGCUUGCAGGACGACGCACCUGUGCCUGGUUUUCACGUGAAUGACAAGGUCCUGGCAAGCUGGUCUGACUGCCGUUUCUAUCCUGCUAAAGUAAUCUCGGUCAAUAAAGAUGUGUCUUACACUGUGAAGUUCUUUGAUGGCAUCAUUCAGACGGUGAAAGGAAUACACGUGAAACCUUUUAUUAAAGAGAGAGGUGCAGGAAAAUCUCGGAGUUCGGAGAGAAACAUGGUUAGGAGAGUCCCAAACCGCAAAGACCGGAGGCCUCCAGUGAACGGUGAGCCCAGGAGCAAGCGGGCAAGACGAAGCACCUCUGACCAAGAGAAUGACAGUAACAGUGAAGACGUGGAGCGGGAAGCGAGGAUGGUAAACGGGAAAAACAAGAGAGCAAAUGGGAAAAUGGAGGCCUCGCCCGCUCUGAAAGAAGCAGAGGAAAAAUCUGGGCAGGCAGACAAAAAAAAACACAGUGAUGCAGAAGAUGGCAGCCAACUUACAAAUGGCACAAAGGACUGUCAUAAACAUGAGGAAACAUGUAAUGUAAAUGGAGAUGUAAAAAACGAAGAAGAGGAAGUGGAAGUGGAGGUGAAUGCAGCACAGCCAUACACUGACUCAGCUAAGCCAUACACAGAGGUGCCCGAUCAACCAGAGCACGCAACCACCGAAUCCAAUGAAGACUUGGAGCAAAAACCAAAUAUCGAAUCGGAAAGCUUGCAGCCUGAUGUGCCCGUUCUUCCUCACCCUCAGCCUGUGAAGCCUGUGAGGAAGCAGGGUUUCCACAACCCUAACAGAUUCAGCAGAGAACCACUGUACAGGGUGAUCAAAAACCAACCUCCUCCUGUACUUUCCAUCAACCUCGACCAUAACCCAUUCAAAUGUAGCGCCACUGGCUGCACAAAGUCAUUCCGUAAGGCGAAGCUGUUGCAUUACCAUAUGAAAUAUUACCACGGUGAGGAGCAACCUCUGGAGGCCGAAUGCAGCCCCUCGAGGAGCAGCCACACCAGGUCGUCAGAAAAACAGGCUACGGGUACCGGUUUGGACGGCCCAAAGAGAAGGCGAACCAUUUCCGCUUCACUGCACACAGUAGCAGCUGCGGCAACUCGGGGUGAAGUUAAGACUGCAGGCAGACGCACAUCCGCUCCCUCUGCAAUUAGCACGCAUGGCCAUCAGCAGAGGGCGCUACUAAGGGAGAAAAGCAAGGAGAACCAGCUUGACAGGAAUGGAUGCCAGCAGCAGGAUAAAGAGUCAGACAAGUGUGGCUUUGACAUUGGUCCGGUCAAAGAAAGACCAAGAGAAAAACCCAAACAGAAGGACUUCCUUCGCAUUAAGCUUAAAAAGAGGAAGAAAAAGAAGAAGGCCCAGUCUGACUGCACAGGUAGUGAGGAGAAUAUUGACUUCUCAGUACCGUGCCCUCCACCCAAAUUGAAAAUGCCACUCAAAUCCCCCCCCUCACACAAUUACAAGCAUCAGGCCUACCACACCAGGCCCGGAUACAGCGACUCAUUACAGAUAAAUGUGGAUGAUGAUGAUAGCUUAAGUGACUGGUCCACUGACAGCUGCUGCUGGAGUGACGAGGACUAUGGGGUGGAUGUGGAUGUGACAACCCCACCCCUGAGCCUGGACUGUAGCGCUGAUGGCAACGACCAAGAGAUCGUACGAUGCAUCUGUGAAGUGGAAGAGGAGAAUGAUUUCAUGAUCCAGUGUGAAGAUUGCUUGUGCUGGCAGCAUGGCACAUGCAUGGGCUUGCUGGAAGACAAUGUUCCAGACAGAUAUGCUUGCUAUAUUUGCAGAGACCCUCCAGGCCAGAGGCAGAGUCUGCGCUACUGGUAUGACCGCGAAUGGUUGAGCAAUGGCCACAUGUACGGCCUGUCCUUCUUGGAAGAAAACUACUCUCACCAAAACGGCAAGAAGAUCAGCACCACACACCAACUGCUGGGAGAUGUGCACCAUGUGGUCGAGAUCCUCAAUGGACUGCAGCUGAAGAUGAACAUUUUACAGAACAACACACAUCCAGACCUGAAAUUGUGGCGCCAACCUUGGAAGAGAGUAGCAAGGCCACCAACCUUCUCGGACUCUUAUCGGGGUAGUGACGCGGCUCCCUCUCCUGUCACUCCUGAUGAGGACAUGAGUCGGGGGGAGAUUUUAAUGUCCAGCGCCCUGGAGAAGCUGAGCCGGGCCGCCGCCGCCGCCACCUCGUCCUCGUCCUGCUCCUCGUCUCCGUUCCCGUUCCCGUCGUUCCAGGACUCGUACAUCACCAGCGAACACUGCUACCAAAAACCACGGCACUACUACCCAGCAGUGGAGCAGAGACUGGUGGUGGAGACCCGACAGGGCUCAGAGCUGGAGGACAGCAUGAGAAGAACUGAGGAGCUACUGGAGCGCGAGCAGCGCUUCGGCAGCCUUCUGGAGACAGACAAACCAAAAUCGAUCAGCACGAGCAACAAGGCUAUGCCUGGAAGCUCUUGGUCUGAGAUUGAAAUGAAGAGAGAGGUUUGGAGUCAUCCUGAAGAGGCUGCACAUAGCUGCAAGCAACAACAACAAUGGCAGCUCAACCUGCUGGAUCACAUCGAUGCAGUUCAAGACGAGGUCUCACACAGGAUGGACUUUAUUGAGCGAGAGUUGGACGUGCUGGAGAGCUGGUUGGACUACACCGGGGAACUGGAGCCUCCCGAACCUCUGGCACGCCUGCCUCAACUCAAACACCGUAUGAAGCGACUGAUAUCACAGCUGGGAAAAGUGCAUCAGCUCGCCCUGCUCAGCGCCACAUGAGGGCGCCACAGAAGUUGGAAUCUCACCGAGCUUGGCGAUGCAAGAACUCUAACCUGACGUCUGCAGCUGUUUCUCCUCCUUUUAAGGGUUCAGUGUGGUGAAUUCGGAGGCUACAACCACUGACAUCCUUUUGUAUGGAAAGUCAGCAUUAUGAAUCAGGAUUAAACACAAUAAGUAACCUCGUAAAUGCAGGAGGAAGUCCUUCGGAACAGAUCACACGCUGGUUCCCAUGCAACUUGAUGCCUUUUGUCUGCCUGUACAACUAAAGGUGACUUCUCUCAGUGCAUAGUGCAUUACACACAAGCUUUAUAUUCAGCUUGCAGUUAAGUUGCAUAAACGAAUCUACAAAUAUUUUGGAACAUUUUCAAAUGUAUAAGUUUGUUCUCCAGUUGUGCGUUUUAACUCUUCAUGUUCACAACAAGGCUUGAUCCCUUGAAAACACCCAGUAUGUAACGGCACUUUACAAGCAGUCUUGACAUAAUUCGGACUUCCUGGAGUCUUUCUAUUUUCUUCUACACUGUGAUGUUAUUUUUGUCUUCAAAGGUAUCUUACUUUUUUCUUGUAGCUUUUGAAAUGGUGACAAGCAUUAUUUGUUUUGUAUUAGACUAGCGCUUCUCUGCAGUGUGCCAGUAUUUUUUUUUUAUUUUUUUUAUUAUUUAUCAGUUAUAGUAUUCCUCACUACCACUGUCUCUGCAUUAUUGUGCUGCAGCACCUAAUGGCUCACCGAAGACGUGUUCUGGACUGUAUCCCUCCUUAACUUGGAUCCUCCGCUUUUGCCCAUGAUAAAACCCUCUUUAGACAAGCUGAACAUUUUUUUGGGGUUCCAUUUUGAGCCACCCGUUUGUUUACAGUACUUUGUAAAUAUGUCUAUCUAAAUGUGCUCUCUUUUCCUGAAAACAUUCUCCAAAUACAGAUGUCCUAUGCUACUGUACUUUCUGGCUUAGAACAGGGAAGAUGUUGAACAAUGCAAACAAAUCUGCUGGUACAUAAAUAAACGGUCAUUAUUAACUAUA